Dibothriocephalus latus is the source of this 548-nucleotide messenger RNA. NCBI's taxonomy places the organism in Eukaryota, Metazoa, Platyhelminthes, Cestoda, Diphyllobothriidea, Diphyllobothriidae. The record is from the annotation of a GenBank genome assembly.
CCUCGGAGUUAGUGUAUAUCGGCAGCCUGGUAAGUGGACUACCGCGGAAGCCACAGUCUUCGGUGGCAUCCACUUCACCAGCAGUUUCGAAGGAGGCAGGAGGCGACGAGGAAGCCAGUAAGCUGGCCAUCCUCGGAACAGAGGCGGAUCUGCUGCGCGAUGCGCUUCGCCUGCACAUUAUGAGCCGUCUGGUUGAACUGGAGACUCUCGGUCUGCUGCCUCUGAUUCGUCUGGGCUACGACUUUGGCGCCGAAAUGACCACUUCCACCGACAAGCUGCGUUUCCUAGGCACCCUUGAAACGGUCAUCUCUACUCGGCCAAGAGAACAAAACCUCUUCACCCUCGGCUUACUCUUCUACACGAUGCAGAAGAUGAACACGUAUCGCCCCGGUCUCGUACGCAGAUGUCUUGGCCAAAUCCGACGAAAACUCCACCUGACUAUCAACUAUCCCCAGACCGACCAGAGUGCUUGGCUUUCCAGUUCCCUUGCGGCACUGGCCAACCUAGCUGUUGGUGGUCCGCUCUCCGAGCACUUCUCCUCCUCCCUC